Messenger RNA from Ziziphus jujuba (common jujube), 825 nucleotides. RefSeq names its product F-box protein At5g07610-like. Gene Ontology annotation, molecular function: protein binding. The record is from RefSeq and is a predicted model, not a curated record. Lineage: Eukaryota; Viridiplantae; Streptophyta; Magnoliopsida; Rosales; Rhamnaceae. The coding region runs from base 1 to 825 and encodes 274 amino acids. The transcript has a single exon.
AUGGCUUCCCCAAAUUAUGAAGCACAAACACAGUCACUCUUUGCAGAAUCAGUAGCCAAAAAUGACCACCUCCUCAUUGAAAUCCUUCUCCGUCUACCAACCAACUCCUUACUCACCUUCAAAUCCGUCUCCAAAUAUUGGCUUUCUCUAAUCUCCAGUCCCUACUUCUGUCAUCGCCACACCACUCUCUGCAACCUUGCGUCUGGCCUUUUCUUGCCUCGCAAUCCUUCAGACAAAACCAACCCGGAAUUCCCCUUCAUCAAUCUCAACAGGAGCUCUCAAAUCUCCCACCCACCACCCUUUAGAACUCUCUCCUUCAUCAACGAUCCAUCAGGUAUAACUAUCUUGCAGUCAUGUAAUGGUUUGUUAUUGUGUUGUAACUUCGGACUUGAUUCGAGGAACAACUACUAUGUCUGCAAUCCAACUACAAAGCACUAUACCACCCUUCCUCCACUGCCCGUUAACAACGAAGCUGCAGCUUCUACUUGUAAGACCGGAUUCAGUUUAGCUUUCGAUCCUUCCAAAUCUCCUCAUUACAGAGUUGUUUGUGUUGUGAACACCGACUCCAUGGGCCAGGUUGAGAUUUAUUCAUCUGAAACAGGCUCUUGGCGGCUUUGUACUGUUUCUUUCCCCUCAGACUUGCUAGGCUAUGGUUUUCAUUUCGAUGGCGGCAUCUUUUGGAAUGGUUCUCUUCACUGGAUCAGUAUUUGGGAUUCUGUUACUGCUUGGUGUACCAGAUGUGCUUUAUAUUUCAAUGUUGAUGAAGAACGCAUGAGCGAGAUGCCAUUGCCUCCCAUUCCUGAGGAUUGGGAAUGGGACGAUUAG